Rotaria socialis is the source of this 2694-nucleotide messenger RNA. The record is from the annotation of a GenBank genome assembly. Lineage: Eukaryota; Metazoa; Rotifera; Eurotatoria; Philodinida; Philodinidae.
AUGAGCCAUUCAUUGGUAUCUUCAUUCAAUAAUAGAAAAAAAUUAAUAGAUGGGGAUUCUUCAACAGCAAUAUCCACCAUUUUUCAAUCAAAUUUAGCUUGUGUUUUAAACGAUCCAAAAAAGACACGUGCAGAAAUCUCAACAUUUUUUACUAAAACAUGGGGUAAUUCAUUUAUUGAUCGUUCACCUGAUCAACUAACACGUCUUGGCGAUUAUAGUCUCAAUGAUUUUGAAACAUAUUUUAAUAGUUUAAGAAAAAGUGAAAAAUAUGGUCGACCACGUAUGCGACAAAAUUCAUCAAAUGAUUCAAAUAUUUCACAAAAACCGAAUUCAGUUAUCAACAUUCCACAAUUAUUUUUUUCAUCACAAUUUACACUAAGUGAUACAUCCACAUUUAAUCUUGUUUUUCCAGGAAUAAUUCCAAUAAGUCGUCAACUAUCUCCUAUACAUUUUGAACAGCAAAAAACAAGAACAACAUCAACAAGUAGUGAGAAAUCAGAAGGAAGCAAUAGAAGACAAUCAACUUCGUCAGCAACUAAUACCACCAAAGUAACCACCAACGGAACACUUAGUGGUUCUGUAUCCAAUUCUUCCUCACCAAAACAUUCAAUAAGUUCAACAACCCGUUUAUUACAAGAUAAAUAUACUCAUUAUUUAGAUGAAGUUGAAUUAUUAAUUACACGUGCAUUAUCAACAAAAUCUCAUUGUUUUCAUGAUGCUGUUCGUUCUCAUGAUGAAAUUCAAUCAUUUUUAAAUACAACACGUCAUGCAAUAUCGUCCUUACGUGGUGAAUUAUCAAAUUAUGAUUCUCAAUCUUUAUUGACACUACUUCGUCUUUAUCGUUUACUUCGUCAACGACAAAAUCAAAGGCAACUUCUUAAACGUUUAGAAUCUUUAUCUAUUGUGAAACAAACUCAUAUACAAGUUCGAGCUUUACUAACAACAAGUGAUUAUUUAUCGGCUUUGGAUUUAAUUGAUGUAACACGAGAGAUCCUUUCAACACAAUUGAACGAUCUUGUUUGCUUAAGAUUUUAUGAUACACAAUUAAAUGAAUAUUAUUUACUUAUUAUUAAUCUUAUGAGACAAGAAUUCGGCCAAUAUUUAACUAAUCAAUUGUUAGCACAGCAAGAUUUAAUACUAUCAAAUGAUUAUGUUGAAGAAGAUAAACUAAUAACAAUUCUGAUUGGAUUAAUUCGUGUUAAUGAUGACAAAUACAUUGAUGAAAUUCGAUCAAAAUUUGAACAAUUCAUAUUGGAUAUUAUUGAACGAGCAAUAUCAUCAAAUUCAAAAGAUAUUUAUUUAGAAAAAUCAAAUAAAACAACAGCUAAGACUAAUAGUGAACAAUCUUCACUGAACGAAGAAUCCUCUACAAUUCCUCGAUACAAUUAUCCAUCAUCAAUAAAUUCUAAUUCUGGUUCAUUUUCUUCAUGGAUUCGAUUAGCUACUUUAAUUCUAACAUCAACUGAACAAGGUCUUUAUCGUCUUAGAAAUCUUUCUCAAUAUAUAAACGAUGCACUUUUAAAGCAUCAAUUAAAAAUUACUUCAUCAAUAGGAUCACUAUUAAAUAAUAUUUACGAUACAGUACAAGCUCGUCUAACAGAUGUAUUAACGCAAGAAUGUGCACGUUAUCAAGUUCAUUUCGAACGUUUAUCACUUGAUGAAUAUUCACAAAUAGUUAAAUUAAUUGAAAAUUUCAUAUUGAAUGUAAAUGGCGAUGAUAAAAAAUACAAAUCUCGGCCAUUCAGAACAUUUUUACAAUCACAAACAAGUAAAUUUUUAACUCAUUUUCAUGAUGAAAGAAAACAACGUGUUGUAACUACAUUAGAUAAUGAACAAUGGAAACAAGUUCCCGUUCCUCGUUCAAUUCAAAAUUCAGUUGAUGAACUAUUCAAUUUAUCAUCUUCAAUGAAUUCAAAUGGAUCAGAAACAUUAACUAUUGAUAAUGAACAUUUUAUUUUAUCAAAUAGUGCACUUCAUCUUUUUAUGUUGGUGCUUGAUUAUUGUUCGUGUGCUCAAUUAUUAACUUCAUCAUCAAUAAAUGAUGUUGAACAUCGUCUUAUUGAAUUACUUAAUCUUUUUAAUUCUAAAACAUGUCAAUUAGUAUUAGGAGCUGGUGCAGUUAAAUUAGGAAAAAUAAAAACUAUUUCAGCUAAGAUUCUUGCCAUUACGUGUCGAUGUUUACAAUUUAUUAAAAUAAUUUUACCCAAAAUUAAAUCACAUUAUGAUCAAUUGCAGGUUUCAUCUGAAUCUAUAUCAACAAUUUCAUCUAUUUCAUCUGCUAAACAAUUUGAACAGCUGGCAAAACUUUAUUCGGAACAUAUCGAUGAAAUUCAUGGAAAAUUAAUUUCGAUAAUUGAAACAACGUUUGGUGAUACACUUUCAUCAUAUGAAGUUCGUGCGCCAAUGCCAAGUGAUUGUUUUCGUACACUUGUAACACGGCAUAUAACUGCUUUUUACAAUGCUGUCGCACGUAUUGUUUCACCUAGUGAUCUUAUUCUACUUUUUACUCGUCUUAAUUCAAUAUUUAAACAGCUAUUAGCGAAACGUCUACGACAACUUAGAAUUGCUAAUGAUGGUGGACCUCAACAUGGACUCUUAACAAGUGAUCUUUUGUAUUAUAUUAAACAAGUUCAAAGUUUUCCUGGACUCGAAAUGUUGGAAUUGCAUGUUGAUGAAAUUUGGACGAUCAAUUAA